Molecule: messenger RNA, 606 nt
Organism: Paramecium pentaurelia
Lineage: Eukaryota; Ciliophora; Oligohymenophorea; Peniculida; Parameciidae
Source: the annotation of a GenBank genome assembly
AUGAAAUAUUAUGCUAAUUUUUCUUUCUUUUUUAAUUAAGAUGCUGUUUGGACCUUUAAUAAAUUUAUCACUGAAUUUCCAGAAGACUAAAUCAUUUUAUUAGAAUCAGAUUUUUAUAAUGAAUUAAUAAAUAUGAAUAGUGAGGAAUUUGAUAAGCCUUAGAUUGUAUAAAUAGAUAAGAGUUUAAUGGAGUAAUAGUUUUAAUUUGUAGAAUUAAAUAAACAAAAACGAAAUUAUUCUUAAGAAUAUUUAAGAUUGAUAAAUUUUACAAUUUAUACAUAAGAAAUAACUUUAGGAUAAUUGGCAAAACUAUUGAUUUCUAAUAAAUAUGUUGAUUAAUUAGAAUUAAAAAUAUAUUCUAAAUAUUGUAAUCAAUAUAUAAUUGAAUCAGGUAGAAUAUUUGGAGUGCCUUUAGUAUUUUAUGAUAAAUAAGAUUUGGAGCAUAAACAUUCAUUAUAUUUAGUUGAUUAUUGUAUUGAUUGUUAAUGGUUUUAAUUGUAUAGAAAAAUAAGAUUAUCUUCAGAAGUAAAUAAAUAAUUUUUAUUGAUAUUGUUUUCUAAAGAUGGAGAAAUUGUUAAUACAAAAAAAAUUUAGAAUUAUAAAUGA